This is a messenger RNA of Sitodiplosis mosellana (orange wheat blossom midge), 1520 nucleotides long. It is a transcript of the gene parvin, whose product is annotated as alpha-parvin. The record is from RefSeq and is a predicted model, not a curated record. Gene Ontology annotation, molecular function: actin binding. The coding region runs from base 61 to 1152 and encodes 363 amino acids. Gene Ontology annotation, biological process: actin cytoskeleton organization; substrate adhesion-dependent cell spreading; cell projection assembly. The transcript has 6 exons. Gene Ontology annotation, cellular component: actin cytoskeleton; cytoplasm; focal adhesion. NCBI's taxonomy places the organism in Eukaryota, Metazoa, Arthropoda, Insecta, Diptera, Cecidomyiidae.
GUCAUUCGACCAAUUGACUUGAAAACAAUAACAAGGCAUUAGAAAUUUUGUUGAAGAAAAAUGGCAUCGCCUCGCCCAAAAUCACCUAAAACUCCCGUUUCGAAGAACGAGGGAGAAAGUUUCUGGGAUAAAAUCGGUACAAUUGGUAGAAAGAAGCGAAUCAAGGAAGUACAAGAAGUGCAAGAAGAAGGUCGACAUGCCAUCGAUGAUCCAGGUGCGCCAAAUGCCCCAGAAAUUCCACCGGAAGAUUAUAUUUUGCGUGACAACGAAUCUCGUGCCAUUAUUCAACCACAAUCAUUGACCGAUCCAGCAGUUAAGGAGCUCAUAAGCACUCUGAUCGAUUGGGUAAACGAUGAGCUGGCCGAUGAACGUAUUAUCGUGAAAAAUAUCGAAGAAGAUUUGUACGAUGGCCAAGUUUUGCACAAAUUACUCGAAAAACUCACUGGCCGCAAACUGGAUGUACCCGAAGUGACACAAUCGGAAGAGGGUCAACGCCAGAAAUUGCAAAUCGUUUUGAAUGCCGUUAAUCAUACUCUGGGCUUCCAUCAAAAAUUGCCAAAAUGGAAUGUCGAAAGUGUUCACUCAAAGAAUAUGGUAGCAAUUUUACAUUUGCUCGUCUCGUUGGUACGCCAUUUCCGUGCUCCGGUUCGUUUGCCCGAGAAUGUUUACGUGACCGUUGUCAUUGCACAGAAAAACGGAACAUUGCUAAGUGCACAGAAGUAUCAGGAACAAUUGACAUCGCAGUACGAUGACGUUGGCAUGAGAUGCGAACGUGAUGCUUUCGAUACAUUGUUCGAUUGUGCUCCAGACAAAUUGGCCGUUGUAAAGAAAUCUUUGAUCACGUUCGUCAAUAAGCAUUUGAAUAAAUUGAACUUCGAAGUGAACAAUUUGAACUCUGACUUCAAGGAUGGCGUUUACUUGUGCCUUUUGAUGGGUUUGUUGGGUGGAUUCUUUGUGCCAUUGCAUGAAUUUCAUUUGACACCAAAAACUGUUGAACACAUGGUGGACAACGUGUCAUUUUCAUUUGAAUUAAUGCAAGAUGUCGGUCUUCCAAAGCCAAAAGCCAGAGCAGAAGACAUCGUCAACAUGGAUCUGAAAUCUACCCUUCGUGUUCUCUACAGUCUCUUCACCAAAUACCGAAAUGUUGCUUAAGCUCAUUUGACACAACUGCCAUUGAUGAACUAACAGUCGAAUGCAGCAAACUUUGACUGAUUUUCAAUCGAUGGCAAAGUGGAUUUUAAUUUUAAUUAACUAGAUGUUUUGUGUACUUAUAACAAUUACUAACGACGUUGAAAUCGUAUUUUCGUACAAAUAAAAGAAUUUAUAGUGACAGUGCAAAUGUAGUAACAGCAGCAGGCCAAAUUAAUGAUAGUGUUUAACAAAGUACUUUUGCCUUAUAUUUUAUUAAACAUUUUCAUAAAUAAUAACAUUCGAUUUUUUUUCUAGUUGAAUCCAUUUCAAUCAAUAACUUUGUAUUAUAAAUUCUACAAAAUAAAUAUAUUUUUAUUUACAAUAACAAA